This is a messenger RNA of Schistocerca serialis cubense, 1479 nucleotides long. RefSeq names its product fructose-1,6-bisphosphatase 1 (gene fbp). The transcript is spliced from 7 exons. Gene Ontology annotation, biological process: fructose 1,6-bisphosphate metabolic process; fructose 6-phosphate metabolic process; gluconeogenesis. The coding region runs from base 68 to 1081 and encodes 337 amino acids. Lineage: Eukaryota; Metazoa; Arthropoda; Insecta; Orthoptera; Acrididae. The record is from RefSeq and is a predicted model, not a curated record. Gene Ontology annotation, molecular function: fructose 1,6-bisphosphate 1-phosphatase activity. Gene Ontology annotation, cellular component: cytoplasm; cytosol.
CGACGCUUCAGUAGCGCGGCGGGCGUUCACGUGGAAGGAAGGGAAGCGGAGAACGCAGCAGCUAACGAUGACGUCGCACGGGGGCUUCGACGUGGACUCGAUGACGCUGACGCGGUUCGUGCUGGCGCAGCAGCGGCUGGUGCCCGGCGCCACGGGCGACCUGACGCAGCUGCUCACCUGCAUACAGACGGCCGUCAAGGCCUGCAGCUCGGCCGUCCGGAAGGCGGGCAUCGCCAAGAUGUAUGGUAUAGCUGGAACAACAAAUGUCCAGGGUGAAGAUGUGAAGAAACUUGAUGUGUUAUCCAAUGAGCUGUUUAUUAAUAUGUUAAGAUCCUCAUUCACAACAUGUCUGCUUGUAAGUGAGGAAAAUGAAAAUGUAAUUGAGGUGGAAACUGACAAACAAGGAAAGUAUGUGGUGUGCUUUGACCCUCUUGACGGUUCCUCCAAUAUUGACUGCCUUGUUUCAAUUGGUUCAAUCUUUGCUAUCUACAGGAAAGUAACUAGUGGCCCACCUACUGUGGCAGAUGCCCUUCAGCCAGGCAAGCAGCUUGUCACAGCAGGAUAUGCUCUGUAUGGAAGUGCCACCAUGGUUGUGUUAGCUCUUGCCGGUAGUGUUAAUGGCUUCAUGCUCGAUCCUGCUAUAGGAGAGUUCAUUUUGACUGAUCGUAAUAUGACAAUCCCUAAAAGAGGUAAAAUCUACAGUAUAAAUGAAGGCUAUGCUCAUAGCUGGGAUCCUGCCAUUCUUGAAUAUGUCGAUAAGAAAAAGGAUCCAAAGCAUGGAAAACCAUAUGGUGCACGUUAUGUAGGAUCUAUGGUAGCAGAUAUUCACCGAACACUGAAGUAUGGUGGUAUUUUUAUGUACCCAGCGACAAAGGAUGCACCAAGUGGAAAGUUGCGGCUUUUGUAUGAGUGCAACCCCAUGGCUCAUGUGAUGAUCACUGCUGGUGGUCUUGCAUCCAAUGGCGAGAAAUCAAUUCUGGACAUCAUCCCUACGAAGAUUCACGAACGUAGCCCCAUUUUCAUGGGGUCUCGUGAAGAUGUUGAGGAACUGCUUGAUAUAAUUAAAAAGCACAAGUCAUAGAAGUCUCUGAAGCUUUAUUUACAGUGCCUGAAUCUCAUGGGUACAAAAUUAAAUUUGUGUAAAAUCAUAUUUGACAAUCAAAGAACAUAUAUUAUUUUGUAAUAUGUCAUGAAAAAUGAUAAUAAAUAAUAAAUCAGAGCAUGUAACUAUAUUUGGUAAUCCACCAUUCAUAAUAAAGUAAUCUUGAGUGUGUCUCUACGUUCAUAAUGGGUUAACUGGAAAAACACUCACAGAUUAUAUGGAUUCAGAUGUGAAAUCAGUGUCUCUAGCAUUGAAUACUAUUUUAGAAAUUUCUUGUUAUGCAGUCAAAAGACAAAAACUAUAUUGUAAUAAUGAAUAUGUGGCAUAAAACAAUGUGACUACAUUAAAAUACAAUAAAUAUUUUAAUUUUCAGUGUA